Aplysia californica (California sea hare) is the source of this 1508-nucleotide messenger RNA. RefSeq names its product angio-associated migratory cell protein. Gene Ontology annotation, molecular function: protein binding. Bases 161 to 1393 code for a protein of 410 amino acids. The record is from RefSeq and is a predicted model, not a curated record. The transcript has 11 exons. NCBI's taxonomy places the organism in Eukaryota, Metazoa, Mollusca, Gastropoda, Aplysiida, Aplysiidae.
GUGUAGCGUGGGCCGUGUGUGUGUGUAUGUCUACUACUGAGUGUGCCUCUUGUGGUACAAGUGUGUGUUUUUAUUUUUGUGUUCUUCAUGGUGAUACAGCAAAAACAGUCUUUGAGUUUAAGUCAUACUUUUUGUGGUGAAGUUAAAUUGAGGAUUUAGAAUGGCUGACUUCGAACAAGAAGAGGGGGAUUUAACUAUAGAUCCGUCUGAAGUUAUUCAAGUAAUCGAACUCAAUGACGAUGGCGAUGGAUCAGGGGAUCCUUCUAAUGUAAAUGAUGACUCUGGACUCUCAGAUGAAGAUGCUGAUGAGAAUGAAGAAAUGGACACAGAUGAAGCAGCUGCUGGACCCGUGCAGGAUGACUCCGCUCUCACUUUUCUUGGUCAUCACAAUGAUGCAGUAAUUUGUACUGAGAUCAGCCCAGUCAACAGUCAUUUAGUCAUCACAGGAGGACAAGAUGACCAAGCCUUGGUUUGGAACAGUCGUGAUGGAUCAGUUAUGUUCCAGUGCACUGGCCACACAGACACUGUUGUCAGCGUAGGAUUCAGUUUUGACGGCUCAUUUGUGGCUACAGCUGACAUGAAGGGUAUGAUAAAGGUGUGGAAGGUGGAAACUGGCACUGAAGUCUGGUCUUUUGAGGUCUCUGAUAUUGAAUGGCUUCAGUGGCACCAGGCUGCUCCUGUUCUUCUUGUUGGGACCAAAGAAGGGCAGGUCUGGAUGUGGAAAAUCCCCUCUGGUGACUGCAAGACAUUUGUCGGCUAUGGGCCUUCGGCAUUGUGUGGACGCAUUUUGCCUGAUGGAAAGAGAGCUUAUGUUGGCUAUGAUGAUGGAGCAGUGAAGGUUUGGGACCUUAAAUCUACUGAAGCGGUGUUCACAGUAUCUGGACAUGACGGACACAAGGAACCUGUUUUUUGUAUGGAUCACAACAAUGAUGGUUCCUUGAUCAUGUCUGGCUCUGGAGACAUGACUGUGAAAAUAAUCAGCACAGUGAAUGGAAAGGUUGUAGCCACUCUCAAGUGUACAGAAUCUGAUGGUGAUGAGGAUUCUGUGGAGACUGUGGGGUUCUGUAAAACGCAUGAGUAUGUGGCCACUGGCACUCUGAGUGGUAACCUGGAGAUUUGGAACCUGCCCUCCAAGUCUGUGAGGCACAGAUGUGAUCAUCCGUAUGGCAUCGUGAAGCUCCGCUGGUCUGCGUCCUCCCCUAUUCUCUACACUGUAUGCCUUGAUGGCUGCGUACGGCAGUUUGAUGGACGCAAUGGUCAGCUAAUGAGGAUGUGGCAGGGUCACUCUGCAGGCAUUUUGGAUUUUGACAUAGCCAGAGACGAGUCAUUCAUUGUUACUGCUUCCGAUGACUUCACGGCCAAAGUAUUUUCUCUCGCUGAUGCACCGAGAUAACAUUGCCAGUCGUUGGGUGUCUUGGAAAUGUAUAGCUCAGUGUACAGUGUGACUGGAGAUGUAUGAAUAUGAAAUUGUGAUGAAGGAAUAAAAAAAACUUUGUGUGAAGAAUAUU